This is a messenger RNA of Debaryomyces hansenii CBS767, 1740 nucleotides long. Its product is annotated as glycogenin glucosyltransferase. Lineage: Eukaryota; Fungi; Ascomycota; Pichiomycetes; Serinales; Debaryomycetaceae. Gene Ontology annotation, cellular component: cytoplasm. The coding region runs from base 1 to 1740 and encodes 579 amino acids. The record is from RefSeq and is a predicted model, not a curated record. Gene Ontology annotation, molecular function: glycosyltransferase activity. The transcript has a single exon.
AUGACUCAAGGGGUAUUCACUCUUUUAUAUAACGAAGAAUAUUUGGCAGGGGCCCUUGUUCUAGCCAUUGCGCUCCGUAAGAUCCUCGAACGCCAGCCCGAGGUUAAUAUUUCAUUGGGGGUUAUUAUUGAUAAAGAACGGUUGAACGACUCUCAGGUAUCACUUUUGCGGGGUUUGUACGAUGAUAUAAUUGAAGUAGAACAAUUGGAGUCCGAUAUGGAUCACAGGUUGACCUACGACUUAGGGAGACCUGAAUUGAAGCAGACAUUUACCAAAAUCCAGCUUUGGUCGUUGACAAAGUACGACAAUAUAUUGUACUUGGAUGCUGACACUUUGCCUAAUGUCCCCAAGGAUGAAUCGCAGGGGUCAAUUCUCGAUUUGUUGAAGUUAGACUUCGCUUCCAAUAAGAUUCUCGCAGCUCCUGAUAGUGGGUUUCCAGAUAUCUUCAACUCAGGGGUCAUGUUGUUGAAGCCGAACAUGUCCGACUACACUAAUCUAUUGAACUUAAUAGAGGAAUCGAGAGUUGAUCGCAAGCUUUCGUUCGAUGGGGCGGACCAGGGUCUCCUAAACGAGUAUUUCAACCUGCAGCCAGAUUGGGUUCGAGAUUUAGUGUCUUCUAACCAGACGGAGGUUGCGGCUGCUUAUGGUGCCAAAUCGUCGAAUUGGAUUCCAUUGCCAUUUUUAUAUAACGUAACUCCGUCCACCGAAUACGAAUAUUUGCCCGCAUACAAGCAUUUUGCCAGUACUGGGUGGUUGAGCACUAUAUACGGCAGUCUGGGUAGAGGGUAUUCGAAUUUAUUGCCUCAUUUCAAUGGAGAAAAAUCCCAAAUAAAACUUGUUCAUUUUAUUGGACCCAUGAAACCAUGGAAAGCAGAACUUCCCAUUGGUAUUUAUGGCCAGUGGUGGGACACAUGGUAUGGGUAUUUUGGUAAUGUCACAGUUGAGGAAGUUGUUUAUCAUGGUGGGGGCGAUUUAGUUGUUGAAUCUAGAUCGUUCGAAGAUCAAAGGGAAACUCAAAUACAGCCGGUAGAAACUCCACCGACGAACUCAAAACAGGGUGAGAAAUUCGAUCCGUCGUAUCUCUGCGAUCCAACAAACUACCAGCACAUUCCCAGCAACAUUGUCCCCAGUGUUGACGCUUCGUGGGAUCCUGCAAACGAACCACCUCCUGCGGCCAAGCCCGUUAAUCAUGAAACUGUAGAGCUCGAGAAAGGCAUGAGAUCAUUCACAAAUGCAUGGGACUCUAGCGAUGAAAAGUCCACCCAUGAGGAUUCGCAUGCACCAGAAUAUGAAGGUGUUCAACUUUCUAUGGAAGCUCAACGUCCUUCCGAUGGACAUCCUACAGUUGAACAUAACAAAGACGAACAUCCUACAGUAGAGCAGCCUACAGACAACGACUCCACAGCGCACCCAUUUGGCCACCACACCUCUCAGAGACCAGAAAGAGUAUUUGCUGACGACAACGUUGUUCUUCCCCAUCCAUAUAUGCCUCGAGCCAUCUCCGAUAACGCAGAUCCGGUCCCUAGCUCAACACCACCCGGAUCCGGUCAAUUGGAGCAUGAAGAAAUCUACAAAACGUUAGCUAACCUCCAAAUAGACCAGACCCACCCAGCAAACUUGGAUCAAGACCUGUUCCAACGGACAGAACAAGACUCACCUCAAAAUGAUACCCCCAUUGCCAAAUUAUUUCCCUGGGAGUUCAACAAGGAACAAUAUGUUCCACAGAGAACGUUCGAUUAG